This is a messenger RNA of Portunus trituberculatus (swimming crab), 3018 nucleotides long. RefSeq lists its product as uncharacterized. The record is from RefSeq and is a predicted model, not a curated record. Bases 1564 to 2997 code for a protein of 477 amino acids. The transcript has 6 exons. Lineage: Eukaryota; Metazoa; Arthropoda; Malacostraca; Decapoda; Portunidae.
UUGUGUGUUUUCAGUGUGUUCUAGGCCUUUUAGGUAUAUUUUACGUACCUUGAGUAUGUGGAUUGAGAUGUGUUCCAGUAUUUGCAGGUUUGGAGUGUGUUUUGGAAGCUUUUUGAGGUAUUGUGCGGUGUUUUGAGUGUGUUUUUGGGCUAAAUUUGAGUGUUUUAAGCUGUGUGGGUGUGUAUUAGGAGUCUUUCGGAUGUGUGUGGGGGUGAAUUGGGUAUAUAUUGGGUGUUUUUAGUGAGUUUUAGGUGUGUUUGGGGUAUUUUGAGGGGUUGCAUGGCUUUUUGAGUGUGGUAGGGGAUGAUAUUGAGUGUUGUAAGUGAUUUUGGUUUAUAUUGAGUGUUUCUAGUGAGUCUUAGGUGUGUCUUGGUGCAUUUUGAGGUGUUGCAUGGUGUUUUAAUAUGGUAACACUAAAUCGGUGCCUGCUAUUGGCCAAUGACCAGUAUGAACGAAGUUUUCAUAUAUUAUUCGUGUAAUUUCUUUGAAUAAUGGAUACAAGCCUGCCUGCAGUACAUUAUGACUGUAUUAUACUCGAUCUACUUCGUUCAUCUGUAGAUACUGGCAUUUACAACGAUUCCUAAAUAAUAUUAAUAAUAACAUUCUUAUAAUAAGCACUAUAUAGUAUACUAUUUGUGAUUUGUAACUCAUGGGUAUCUACCAUCUGUAUUCAUGUGGAACCGAUUCCGGAACCGGUUCCUGCCCCUACAGCACAAAUAUAUGUAGUGGCAAUAAUUAACUUUAGACAACUGUAAUAGUGUUAUCUAAAUGUGCUAAUGUUGUUGUUAGUCCAUUUUUAACGAGGUGAUGUGAUAAAAAGAGGAUGAAAUAUGAGAAGAGAGAUAGGUAAUUGUAAAGAGCAAAUGUGUGUACCUAGAUAAUGACAAUAAUUAACUUCAAACAACUUUAAUAAUGUUAUCUAAAUGUGCUAAUGUUGUUUGUAGUCCAUUUUAACAAGUUGUAUAAUGUAAAAAGGGUGAAAUACGAGAAGAGAGAUAAUUGUAAAAAGCAAAUGUGACGUGUACUUUAAGCAGUGACAAUAAUUAACUUCAAACAACUUUAAUAGUGUUAUCUAAAUGUGCUAAUGUUGUUUUUAGUUCAGUUCACUUCAAUUAGGUGGUGUGAUAGAACAAAAAAGUGAAAUAUGAAGAGAUGGAAUUAAUUGUAAAGCGUAAAUAUAUGUAGUGACAAUAUUUAACUUCAGAAGUGCUUAAAAGUGUUAUGUAAGUGUGAUAAUGUUGUUUUUAGUCUAUUUUAAAGAGGUGACGUGAUGAAAUAAGGAAUGAAACGCGAUAUGAUUGACAUAAACACUCGCCGUUGAAAAGAGAGAGAGAGAGAGAGAGAGAGAGAGAGAGAGACACUAAAGUCAAAACACAGGCGGGGAGAUUCAAAUAAAUAAGUUAAAAUGAACAAUAUAUGCGUUGGAAAUGAGACACUGAGCCAUUUGAAGUCGUAAAGGAAGAGAAGAGUGACUUGAAGAGAUAUUGAAGACUCCAGGAAGAAGAAGAAGAGGAGGAGGAGGAGGAAGAGGAAGAGAAGGGAGUAUAGCAUUUUCUUCCCACCAUGAGCAAAGUGUUCCCUCAAUCUGACAGGAGAGGGAUGGAGGCGGCCCUGGACUUGGUGGAGGACACAUUGGCAACCCUGCGCAAGAGAGUGGAGCAGGAAGAGGAGAGAGGGAGAGGUAGAGGGAGAGAUGCCGCCACCAACACUACACCACCACCACCACCACCCUCCAUCACCUCCUCCAAAGCCGCAAAGAAACCAAGAAACAAAAGUGUCUUGAUCAAACGCAAAACAAAAUACAAAGCAAAGAGGACAAGACAGGUAAACACUUCAGAGCAAGCUAGCCAAGGAACACAGAGGGAGAAGACUGAGGCACCACAUUACUGCAAGCACUGUAACCCAAGGAAGGACAGAGAAGGCAUUAAACAAACCGAAAAAACAAGCAGACCUUCAUCUAUUGAUCCUAAGUUAGCAAAUGAGAGAGUUGUAUGGAAGCCAGCACAGAAAGACCAUAGGGAGCAAGAACCAGAUACUUCCCAAGACUGCCUGUGCUAUGGCAAUACUUUAUGUGACAAUCCAUGCCCUGUUGGAAGAGAAAGAGUCAUAUGGAAGCACAGGACAAGGGAUAGGAAGGAAGAGUCACAGAACACCUACCAUGACUGCUGCUUGUGUCACAGUGAUACCAACCUGCCAUUAAGAUCAGCCAGAACACAGCAGGAUGACAUAUAUGAACACCCAGGCAGCAGAGAGGAGGUGUUUGGGAAGAGAGGGCACAGCAAACACAGAAGAGACAAAUCUGAUUCCUCCUGUCACAGCACUCCUCGUAAGACACACAAGGCAGCUAGACCAAGGCACACAGACACUGGUGGUAGAUCAAGGGAGAGAAAGACAAGUGAAAAAUCUUAUUCCUCUUGUCACAACUCUUGCAAGACACACAGGGAAGCUAGACCAAGGCACACAGCACAAGGCAAUGACACAGACACCAGUCAAUCAAGAGAGAGAAAGGCAAGUGACAAGUCUGAUUCCUGUAACAGCCCUCACAAGACACACAGAUCUACAUUAAGUCCUAACCCAAGGCAGACUGGCAUUGGCAGAUCAAGGGAGAGGAAGAUGAGAGGUACUGAGAGCCAAGUAAAGGGGCACCUCAAGAUAAGCACUCACUCUAAGGCAGCUGUUGAUGUGGAGAAGCAAGGAUAUGCCAGGCCCACACAUACCUCACAGCAGCGUGUUAAACAGUCCCACCCGAAGGAGAAAGAGAAUAUCAUCCCUUAUAUUCCCUGCGGAGCGAAGAGCCACAGUUUCCAUAUUGGGGUCACAGCACAACAGGAAAUAGGACGACUUCUCAACCAACCUCCUCCUGACCUGACCCACACACACUCCAAUCGCAGCAGUGGCCGGCCAGAGGGAGCAGCAACGAAAGGCUUAACACAGGAGAUAUUGAAGCAAGCCAUGACCAACAUACACCACCACUUGAAGGGCCACACUGACCACUGACACACCUGGCCACCACCUCUU